AUGUACCCAAGGGUCAUCCUAAAGGAAACACUGUACAAGAAAUCACAGCAGAAGAGAAGAACUUCGCCGUGCAAUUACAAAGAGAGGAUUUUCAUGUUAAACACACAGGAUCUGACAUACUUUGAACAUCGUCCUGGGAAAAAGCCAACUCAGAAAGGCUGCAUCGAACUGUCUCAUAUCAAGUGUGUGGAGAUCGUUCGCAGUGAUGCUCCCAUUCCCUGUGAUUACAAGUACCCUUUCCAGGUCGCCCAUGACAGAUACUAUCUGUAUGUGUUUGCUCCAGACAACGACUGUAGGUUAAAAUGGGUCAGAGCUCUGAAAGAAGCGACACAAAAUAACAACUUAUUUCUGAAGUACCAUCCUGACUUCUGGGGAGAAGGGAAAUGGAGAUGUUGUCAUCAGACCGAGAAGCUGGCGACGGGAUGCAGUGAAUACUAUCCCAAUGGAGCCAAACCUCUUCCCCCAACUCCAGAUCCAAUGCGCCGAUCUUCAGAUCCAGAGGAGAGGAUUGUUGUGGCUUUGAGGAAUUUCAGCCCUGUAGAAGAUACAGAUCUGCCUCUGCAUAAAGAUAAAGAGUAUUUUGUCGUUGACAGUUCAGAACCAAACUGGUGGACCGUGAGGGACAAAGACGGAAAUGUUGGCACGGUGCCAUGCAUAUAUAUUGCAGAAAAAUUAUCAAACAACAUUGAGAAAUUUGAAUGGUACAAUAAGGACAUAACUCGGACCGAGGCAGAGAGCUUACUAAUGAGAGAGAACAAGGACGGGGGUUUCAUCGUCCGUGACUCUAAACAGCAAGGUGUUUAUACCGUGUCAAUAUGUUCCAGAGUUGCAGGGACUGAUGGAGAGAAGUAUCCCCUAGUUAAGCACUACCAGAUCAAAGUACAAAGAGAAGAUGAAAAGGUCAUGUAUUACUUAGCUGAGAAAUACGUGUUCUCGACCAUUCCAGAGCUCAUCCGCUAUCAUCAACACAAUCCGGCAGGUUUAAUAACCAGAUUGAGGCAUUGUGUGACUAGAAAUGUCACAAAUUCAAGGAUCAAGGAGUUGUCAUCAGAUAAAUGGGAGAUUCACCCUGAUGAACUGAUAUUAAGCGAGGAACUGGGCAGCGGGCAGUUUGGCUUGGUCUGGAAGGGAAGCUGGAAUGACCGGCAGGUGGCAGUUAAGACUGUCCGAGAGGGAUUCAUGUCAGAGGAGGAAUUUAAAGAGGAAGCACAAGUGAUGAUGAAACUGUCCCACAAUAAGCUGGUCCAGUUGUAUGGUGUGGUCACUCAGCGCUCGCCCAUCUAUCUGGUGUUUGAAUUCAUGGAGAACGGCUGCCUGACAGACUUCUUGCGUGCCAGAAAAGGCAGUUUCUCCCAGGAGGUCCUGCUGGGGAUGUGUUUGGAUGUGAGUGAGGGGAUGGCCUACCUGGAGAGCUCCAACUUCAUCCACAGAGACUUGGCUGCAAGAAAUUGUUUGGUUUCUGAAGAUAAUGUGGUGAAGAUAUCAGAUUUUGGAAUGACAAGGUUUGUCCUAGAUGAUCAAUACACCAGUUCUUUUGGGUCCAAAUUUCCAGUGAGAUGGUCCUCUCCAGAGGUGAUCAAAUUCCAGAAGUACAGCAGCAAAUCAGACGUGUGGUCUUUUGGUGUGCUCAUGUGGGAGGUGUACAGUGAGGGCCGUUUGCCUUAUGAUAACCGUGGUAAUGCAGAGGUAGUGGAGGCCCUAAAUGCAGGACUACGGCUCCUGAGACCCCGUCUCUGUCCACAGAGUGUGUACGAGUUAAUGCAGUGGAGCUGGAAAGAGAAACCUGAAGAUCGACCCUCGUUUGCUCUGCUCCUACAUGAACUGGCCUGCCUUGAACAAGAACCUUAAUCCUGAUCACACCCUUCCCUGUACUGGCUUAUAGGGAUAGUUUUUUUUUUUUAAAGGACAUUUUGUCAUCAUUUAAUAACUGUCAU
Sinocyclocheilus rhinocerous is the source of this 1934-nucleotide messenger RNA. RefSeq names its product IL2 inducible T cell kinase (gene itk). Gene Ontology annotation, molecular function: protein tyrosine kinase activity; protein binding; ATP binding. NCBI's taxonomy places the organism in Eukaryota, Metazoa, Chordata, Actinopteri, Cypriniformes, Cyprinidae. The coding region runs from base 1 to 1848 and encodes 615 amino acids. The record is from RefSeq and is a predicted model, not a curated record. Gene Ontology annotation, biological process: protein phosphorylation; intracellular signal transduction. The transcript is spliced from 17 exons.